AGACAAUUAUCUUUUUAUGCCGACUAUCGUUGCUUGGAUUUAAAAGAACAAUUCACUCAUUUUAAUCAGUUUCGUUUACGACAACAUGACAAUCAUUAGUGUUCUUUCUUAUUUAACUAUUAUCGUGGCAGUUGGUAAAUGUUUUGUAGUGGAAUUAGAUGACGAUAUCAAUCGAUUUGAGAAUGAGAAUACAGAAAUAUUCGAUGAUAAUGGAUUAUGGUUUGCUGAUGAUAAUAAUAAUUUAGUUAGAGCGACAUUAAAUAAAAGUCUCCUCUCAUCUGGUGAUGUUGAUUUAAAUUUGAAUCUCGACAAUUAUGUUUUUUUUCUACUCUAUACAAAAGAAAAUAUCGAAAAUUUCCAGUGGCUCUAUCUAAAUGACAAUGUCACCUUAUCGCAGAGUAAUUUUAAUUCUAAAAGACCGACAAAAUUUAUCACUCAUGGAUGGACCAAUAGCUAUAAAAGUCCCGCUUGCAAUCUCAUUAAAGAUGCAUUUUUAGAGCAGGGAGAUUAUAAUAUUAUUAUAAUCGAUUGGAGCCGAAUCUCAAAGAAUGAAUAUAUUUAUGCAUCUUAUCAAGUGAAAAAAGUUGCUAUUUACGUAGCUGCAAUGAUUGAUUUUCUACAGACAAAGGGAUUGGAUACAUUAGCAACAACACUUGUUGGUCAUUCACUCGGGGCUCACGUUAUGGGCCUUGCUGGCUAUAAUUCUCUUAAUACUAUCGACUACAUUGUUGGUCUCGACCCCGCUCUACCACUUUUUGGAUCAGCGUCAGAGGGUUCGAGAAUAUCACCAAAUGACGCUAAUAAUGUGGAAAUAAUUCACACUAACGCCGGUUAUUUGGGUUAUAAAAAUGACAUUGGCGAUGUUGAUUUUUAUCCAAAUGGUGGCAGUUCACAAAUUGGUUGUUUCAUUGAUAUAUUUGGAAUUUGUUCUCACAAACGUGCCUUUGAAUUUUAUGCCGAGUCAAUUUUAAGUAAAGACGGAUUUUAUGGGAAAAAAUGCGACGACUACGAUUCUUAUGAGGAGGAAAAAUGCAGCGAUGAAAUUGCACUCAUGGGAGGGAUAGAGAAAAAUUUUAAAUCAAAGGGAAGAUUUUUUCUUCACACAAGAGAUAAAGCUCCCUAUGCAGUUGGUCCCAAUUGAUUUUAUUUUUAAGAACUGAAUUUUUUGGGGAAAGUUAAUUAAAAGAAAUAUUAGCUUAUAUUUUAUUUAUUUUUAUUAUAGAAUCGUUUAUGAAAUAAAUUAUUAAGUAAAUAAGUAAUU
Messenger RNA from Leptopilina heterotoma, 1261 nucleotides. Its product is annotated as pancreatic lipase-related protein 2-like. The record is from RefSeq and is a predicted model, not a curated record. Gene Ontology annotation, molecular function: triacylglycerol lipase activity. The transcript is spliced from 4 exons. The coding region runs from base 86 to 1141 and encodes 351 amino acids. Gene Ontology annotation, biological process: lipid metabolic process. Lineage: Eukaryota; Metazoa; Arthropoda; Insecta; Hymenoptera; Figitidae.